AUGAGGAGCUACAGGUCUCCAUAUGUCAUCCCUGAUUUUUCUCUUUCCUGUUUCUUAUGGAAAGUGGUGCCCAGACUCCUGUGCAUUUUCAGUGCUAAUAUGCUCAACAUUUCUGCCUUCCGAAUCCAUCGUGUGGAAAGUGCAGAUGACUGCCAAGAUCACACCCUGUACUCCUGGCCUACUUUUGUCCUGGAAGGAGAACCCACGGUCCUAAAAUGUCUACAAUACAAAAAUACAAAGUCUUUUGAUCUGUCCCUUAACCUGACUUGGAAGAAAAAAGGUUCAUCAACUAUUAUCCCUGCAGGAUUCAAGGGGCCAAGAAUAACGUCACAAGAUGAUGCUGUCUGGCUUUUACCAACCAUUCUUCAGGACAGUGGGGAAUACAUCUGCACUCGAAGGAAUUCCUCUUACUGCGCUAAAGUGUCAAUGCAUUUAAAAGUUGUCAAGAGAAACGAAACCAAUAAUAUUUCCUAUCCUCAGAAGGCAUUCCUGCUUAGUUCCGGAAAGAUAGUUUGUCCUAAUCUAGAAAAUUUUAUACAAAACAAUACCAAUUAUGAACUCAAGUGGUACAAGGACUCUAUACAUCUGAACAUGGAUAAUAAGAAGUUUGCAGCUCUGAAUGGCACUAAUUAUCUCUUGAUCAAUCCUAUUUCAAUGAAUGAUUCAGGCUAUUAUACUUGUGAAAUGACCUUUGAGUUUGAAAAGGAACAAUAUACUAUUACCAGAACUAUUCAGCUACAAAUACUUGAACAAAGGAGAAAAAAUGUCCCCGUGAUUGUCAAUCCAGAUGAAGAGAUUACAUCAGCAGCUCUCGGUUCUCAACUCAUUAUCCCAUGUAGAGUUUUUAUUGGAGCAAAUAAUCAUUCUGAUGUUGAUGUCUGGUGGCUGGCUAACAACAGUUAUAUACAAAACAUUUACCCAGACAGAAGAGUUAAAGAAGGAGAAACUGGGCAAUUUGUAGAAAAUAACAACAGAUCUGUUGAGGUGCAAUUGAUCUUUGACUCCAUCACAGAAGCCGAUUUUCAUACUGAUUUCAGAUGUGUGGCACAAAACGGUGGUGGGAAUCGUGUACAAACAGUGACAGUCAAGGAAAAAAAAGAAAGACCGCGAGUUGUCUUGGUACUUGGCAGUUACUCCUGUGGCUCUGGCUAUUCUCAUCAUAGGAGGAGUGUACUUGAGUAAAUACUGGAAGCAAAGAUCUACGAAGGGUUAUG
Pantherophis guttatus is the source of this 1214-nucleotide messenger RNA. It is a transcript of the gene IL1R2, whose product is annotated as interleukin 1 receptor type 2. NCBI's taxonomy places the organism in Eukaryota, Metazoa, Chordata, Lepidosauria, Squamata, Colubridae. Gene Ontology annotation, molecular function: interleukin-1 binding; interleukin-1, type II, blocking receptor activity. The record is from RefSeq and is a predicted model, not a curated record.